Molecule: messenger RNA, 906 nt
Organism: Lizanozyma spartinae
Lineage: Eukaryota; Fungi; Ascomycota; Pichiomycetes; Serinales; Debaryomycetaceae
Gene: PNP1
Product: purine-nucleoside phosphorylase
Exons: 1
Coding region: 1-906 (301 amino acids)
Biological process (GO): nucleoside metabolic process
Cellular component (GO): cytoplasm
Molecular function (GO): purine-nucleoside phosphorylase activity
Source: RefSeq, a predicted model, not a curated record
AUGCCACAAGAUCUUACUGAGCUUGAACAAUCAUGCGAUACGUUACGUCAGAAGAUCUCUAGUAACCCAAAGUUAGCUAACCCACGGGUGAUGAUUAUCUGUGGGUCUGGUUUAGGUGGGAUUGCUUCUGUGCUUGAUCCUGUUGAUAAGAUUGAAGUGUUGUAUUCAGAAAUCCCUGGUUUCCGUUCAUCUACUGUACCUGGUCAUGCUGGUAAGUUAGUCUUUGGGUUAAUUGGCCCUAAUAAAGUGCCUGUAAUGUGUAUGGUAGGUAGAUUGCAUUAUUAUGAGGGUUACUCAUUUGAUGAUACAACGUUCCCCAUCAGGGUAGCUUCACUUCUUGGAAUCACAACAUGUAUUGUAACCAAUGCUGCAGGAGGUUUGAACUCAUCAUAUUCCCCGGGCCAUUUGAUGAUAAUAAAUGAUCAUAUAAACCUCCCAGGUUUAGCAGGUGCACAUCCCUUACGAGGACCUAAUAUGGAUCUGUUUGGACCUCGGUUCCUCCCAACUUCUGAUGCUUACGAUUUAGAAUUGCGUAAACUCUUUGUAAGAGUUUCUCGUGAACAACUUAAGUUGACAAGACCCAUACAUGAAGGAACUUAUGCUUUUGUUCUGGGUCCAACAUUUGAGUCAAGAGCUGAAUCCAGACUUUUACGUACAUUGGGAGCAGAUGCAGUGGGUAUGUCAACUGUUGCAGAAGUUAUAGUUGCGCGUCAUAGUGGAUUGAAAGUAUUGGCGUUAUCAUUAAUCACCAACGCAGUCGUCACAAAUCCUCCGGCUUCUGUUUGGGAUGAAAAACCUGUUCCUUUGGAUCAAGGGAUGGCAUCUCAUGCAGAAGUGCUUGAAGCGGCUGAUGAAGCUUCAAAAGAUGUUCAAAAGAUCAUUGAACUUGUUGUUAAUGAACUUUAA